GUCGAACAGGCGUCAGGCGCGGGGUCACGUGUCGCAACUGCUGGUGGAGAGAAGAAAAGGGUGGGACCCCGGACGGAGGGGCGGGGUGCCCUUCUUUCCCUUGGGUCACGCGCGGCAGGAAGUGGUUCCCGAAACGGAGUAUUCGAGAUGGGGACCGCUCUGGACAUUAAGGUUAAAAGAGCGAACAAGGUUUAUCACGCCGGGGAAAUGCUCUCCGGGGUGGUGGUCGUAUCUGGGAAGGAUUCGGUCCAGCACCAGGGAGUCUUCUUGACAGUGGAAGGAACCGUGAACCUCCAACUCAGCGCCAAGAGUGUGGGUGUGUUCGAAGCAUUCUAUAAUUCUGUUAAGCCCAUCCAGAUUAUCAACAGUACCAUCGAAAUGGUGAAACCAGGAAAAUUUCCCAGUGGCAAAACAGAAAUUCCUUUUGAAUUUCCUCUGCACGUGAAGGGUAACAGAGUUCUGUAUGAGACUUACCACGGCGUGUUUGUCAACAUUCAGUAUACCCUGCGCUGUGACAUGAGGCGGUCCCUGCUGGCCAAGGACUUGACCAAGACCUGUGAAUUCAUCGUUCACUCUGCCCCUCAGAAGGGGAAACUGACUCCGAGUCCCGUGGACUUCACCGUCACACCUGAAACCUUACAGAAUGUCAAAGAGAGAGCCUUGCUCCCCAAAUUUCUCAUCAGAGGACAUCUCAACUCGACCAACUGUGUUAUCACACAGCCACUAACGGGAGAGCUGGUGGUGGAGAGCUCGGAGGCCGCCAUCAAAAGCAUCGAGCUGCAGCUGGUGCGCGUGGAGACCUGUGGCUGUGCAGAAGGGUACGCCCGCGAUGCCACAGAGAUUCAGAACAUUCAGAUCGCCGACGGGGACGUGUGUCGGGGCCUCUCUGUCCCCAUAUACAUGGUCUUCCCCCGGCUCUUCACCUGCCCGACACUGGAGACCACCAACUUCAAAGUGGAGUUUGAGGUUAACAUCGUUGUGCUGCUUCACCCUGAGCACCUCAUCACGGAGAACUUCCCGCUGAAGCUCUGCAGGGUGUAGCCGGGAGCGGGUGGAAACGCAGCCGUGCCGACCUACGGGAGCCGAAGCCGGCAGCACCGCACUUGCUGUCUUGAUGGUUCUGUACCAGAAAUGAGUCUGACCCUUCUUCCUCAUUCCCCCGAGACCCCUCUCAUCAGAGCUUCCCUUUGAAAUUCGUCAGGAUUUCUUCAUGGCGUUGGCAAGAUUGUUCCCCAGACAGUAAAUUUCCUGUGACUCUUGACUAACCUGCUCCUUUUUAGGUUCAGAGCACAGUUGUAACAGAGUCUGAACUUUGCUGGAAAGUGAGGUCAGGGACACAGGAAACCGCCCGUCUGGCCGACGGUUGUGGCCAGGGCUCCCGACAGCUCCCCAACCCCGCAGGGUGGCCACCGGCGCGCUGGUUGCUCGUGACGUUGGCGGACGCCCGCCAAGGAGGGUGCUGUGGCGCCCGCUGCAGAUACGCAGCGUGUUUCCCACUCUGUUCUCUUUUAUAACAUUUGUCGUGAUAACUUCGGAACUUUUGGGGACCUGGGGAAAGUGUGCUUUGCCCUCCCGGGAGUGAGGGGAUCUGGUGACCACGGCUGGUGCUGGAGUAUUUCUGAGUCUCAGGACCUGGUGGGAAGUUGCCUGCUGCCGUCUUCCCAGAGUCCGUUUAAGUGCGAGGUUCUGUCGGGGAUAAAAACAUGUGUCCACGCCUGUCGUUGUUGGCUGGGUUCUGAGUGGCAGGGGACCCGGGCCCAGGCCAGCAGUGAAGACCCCUCUGUGCUGGGCGGGACCUGCGUUGGCGGGGUGGGGGGAGGUAGUUUGGCCUGAAGCCAUUUUCUCCCUCGCCUCCUGUGGGGACUUGCAGUGUACGGUGGGUCUGUUACAACACGUUUCUUCCUUCA
This is a messenger RNA of Eubalaena glacialis (North Atlantic right whale), 1907 nucleotides long. RefSeq names its product VPS26 endosomal protein sorting factor C (gene VPS26C). The record is from RefSeq and is a predicted model, not a curated record. Gene Ontology annotation, cellular component: endosome. NCBI's taxonomy places the organism in Eukaryota, Metazoa, Chordata, Mammalia, Artiodactyla, Balaenidae. Gene Ontology annotation, biological process: intracellular protein transport. The transcript is spliced from 8 exons. The coding region runs from base 148 to 1041 and encodes 297 amino acids.